Messenger RNA from Thrips palmi, 1812 nucleotides. RefSeq names its product sesquipedalian-1-like. The coding region runs from base 158 to 865 and encodes 235 amino acids. The record is from RefSeq and is a predicted model, not a curated record. Gene Ontology annotation, biological process: retrograde transport, endosome to Golgi; endosome organization; receptor recycling. Lineage: Eukaryota; Metazoa; Arthropoda; Insecta; Thysanoptera; Thripidae. Gene Ontology annotation, cellular component: trans-Golgi network; early endosome; recycling endosome. The transcript has 4 exons.
UUUCUUCCGCAGCCGCCGCCGCCGCAGCUUCUAUUCUAAACCGUUCUAAACUUGACUCCCACUCACUCCUUUGAAGUAAACAUGAUUGAGUCGCCUCCCUGACACGACGGCCAUUAAGGCAUUGGUCUUUGUGAAGCGGCAAGAACGAAAUAGAAAAAUGAAGAUCAAUGACAAAAAUUUGUCCUAUUUCGCAUCAUCAGCAACUCCAGUUGAUAAAGAAGGGUGGUUAGUAAAGCGAGGAGAAAUUAACAAGGCAUAUCAAAAGCGAUGGUUUGUUUUGAAAGGCAACUUGCUUUUUUAUUUUGAGAAAAAAGGAGACAAGGAGCCUGUGGGGCUGGUUGUGCUGGAGGGCUGCACUAUUGAGCUUGCCGAAGAUGAUGAAUUGUAUGGAUUCAAGAUUGUAUUCCAUGGGCAGGGUAAUAGAUCUUACGCUCUUGCCUCAGACUCUCAGGAAUCUAUGGAACAAUGGAUGAAAGCCUUAGCUCAGGCUCCUUAUGAUUACAUGAAGUUAAUGGUAGCUGAGUUGCAGCGCCAGCUUGACCAAAUGGAUGAUUGCAGUCCUGUCCUUCCUCCAACUGAUGUUGUUGAGAUACGAAGAGGAGAUCCCAGUGACUCACCUCAACCUCCUCCUCGUCAGCGACAUAAUCCUUUCAAUCGCACUAAACCUGAAGGAGUACGGUCUGACUCUAUUCGAUCAGCACCUGGACGGACUGAUGCUGGAUCCCUAGUAACAUAUCGAGCGGAUUAUGUCAAAAGUGGUCAGAAAAGGUUGACAUUUCGUGAAUUACAUACUUUAUAUGGUCGCAGAGUUCUUAGUGAUAGAAAUGAGUGGCGACAUAGUAGGAGGCAAGAUUCUCUUAUUUAACUGAUCAUUCAAGUACAUCCUCUCUUGUUCUUUGAUUGGUAGAUCUGUUCCAAAUAUUUAUACUGCUCUGACAGUGUUUCAUCUGCAUUACCAAUCAUAUUUAAUUUCAUAAACAUCCUAAACUUAAGAAAACUUGUAAAUGUUUUAAUGAACAACACAACAAUAUGUCUCUGAUUGGCUGUGAUUGGAUUAAGUGUUAUUGAAUGUGACUAUUCGCUUUGUUUCUGUUUGGAAAGGAGAACAUAGACUUGAAUGAGAGACCCUCUGCUAUUCAUUGUGUAAUCCAAUCCUGCUCUUAGAAAUUAUCAUAUCAGCCUUGUAAGAAAUAAAUAACUGUGCAGGCUGAAUAAAUAUUAACAUUACGGUGUCAAGCCUGUUUUUAAAUGUAAUUCUUUAUUUUAAAUUUCUUUUUGUAAAUAUCUGCACAAACUUAGGUUUUUUUUAAUAUGGUGACAAUCAACUUGCAGAGUCAGUGUUUUAUUGACCGUUUUGGUGUAUUUUAAUUUGCAGAGGUGGGAUCUAGCAGUUAACCAUAUAGUUAUCUUGAGCAUAUGUAGCACAAUUGGUUAUCAAAAGUGCAUCUCAAUCUGCAGGCAGUUACGAGAGGUACUCCAUAUUUGUUUAUUUGAUUAGUUUUCACUCUCAUUCCAUUCCUUGGUGCUUAGACUUAAAGAGGUCAACCUUCCAAGUCAAUGAUUAAUUUGUCUCGAAAAGGUCUACGGUAAUUGUCUCGUAUUUCUUCCCUGAUUAAUUUUAAACAUUGUAUAUGAAUGGUUCUAAUAGUUCUCCUCCCAGUCAAGGAUGGCCUACAAGCCUUUUAGUUGUGAUAGGACGUCUGUACUCUUAUAGCUAUAUUUUUACUGUUGAAUUCUAUUAUGAAUGUUAUUUAAGUAUCCUGUAUCAAAAAUACAUAUGUUAAGUGAAGAAUAAAUGAAUUUACUGUUUCA